Molecule: messenger RNA, 2354 nt
Organism: Dermacentor albipictus
Lineage: Eukaryota; Metazoa; Arthropoda; Arachnida; Ixodida; Ixodidae
Product: protein arginine N-methyltransferase 7-like
Biological process (GO): peptidyl-arginine methylation
Molecular function (GO): protein-arginine omega-N monomethyltransferase activity
Source: RefSeq, a predicted model, not a curated record
UAUUCUAUGGGCGCACGUGGGAAUCUGAAUCUGCACAGCGUUCGCGGCGUUUGCGCGACGCAUGUUGCAGAGACGCUCCAAAGGCGCAGUAUUGUUUUAAGAGAGGCAAUUGAUUCCAGGUGAAAUGGAGGAUGCGGUAUUUGAAGAUCACCCCAUAACGGGUAAACGCCAAUUCGCCUAUUUUCACAAGGAAUAUGAUCACUACCAAGGUGUCGCGAGAAUUGCGUUUGGCGACAUGCUCCACGACGAAGAACGAAACCAAAAGUACCAUCUCGCGUUAUGCGACGCUAUUGAUACGGUCCAUGCGCAUGGAGCAAGGGCGAUAGUUCUGGACAUCGGCACCGGUUCUGGUCUUUUGGCAAUGAUGGCAGCAAAGCACGGAGCUGAGGUUGUGUACGCGUGCGAGGCAUUUCAGCCUGUUGCAAAGUGUGCAGAGGACGUUAUGGAAGACAACGGCCUCAGAAAAAGAAUACACCUCAUUCCAAAGGCCUCUACAGAGUUGGAAGUUGGACCAGGCAAAGAUAUGAAAGAGAAAGCAAACAUCAUUGUGGCAGAAGUGUUUGACACGGAGCUAAUUGGCGAAGGUGCAAUUGAAACGUUUGCUGAUGCACUUUGUAGACUUGCGCAGCCUGAUUGCAUCACAGUACCUCAUGCAGCAACAGUGUAUGCUCAGGUGGUGGAGUCAUCAUUCUUGAGAAGCUACCACAUACCAAAUCCCAUUCAAGUGACACCUGAGCUUAUAGUCGAGGUGCCUGCAUCAGUGCGAACUUGCCCUGGCAUCGCUGCUGUGCAUGACAUUCAGCUGAGCCAGCUGCAGCCGGAUGAUUUUGUGUGUGUCACUGACCAGAUGCCUGUUUUCAGGUUCGUUUUCUCUGAAAUUGAGACACUGACAUUUAAUGAAACUGCGGUUGUGCACCUAAAGAUAAAAGUUGGUGGCACCUGCCAUCUUGUUGUGAUGUGGUGGGUGUUGGAGAUGAACCCAAGUGACAGCAUCCACUUGUCCUGUGCACCUUACUGGGCUCACCCCUCUGGCAAAGCGCAACCGUGGCGGGACCACUGGUUGCAAGCGGUUUACUACCCACCCUAUGAAGUGACUGUUAGUGCCAAUGAAGAAAUUACUUUGGUUGCACGAAGGCAGGGCUACAACAUGUGCGUUUUAAUUUCUUUGAGUCGCUCUGCUAAGACUCCUGAAGUGCCUUUCUGCCGCUGCUCUCUUCAUGCCAAUGUGAGCCGUACCAGAAUAGGUGCACUUGGUGACCGCUCUCGCCAUGCAAAGUAUGCUGCCGUACUCCAAAAGGUCAUCAAUGAGGACAGUGUGUGCCUCUGUGUCGGCAGUGACAUUAUGCUUCCCAUGAUGGCCUCCAUGCUUGGAGCAAAAGAGGUUUACGUUGUUGUGCAAGAUACCUAUGUUUAUUCUUUGCUAGAGGAAUACACUAAGCAAAAUGAAGUUUGCAAUAUAGUUGCAAUCAAAAAAGAUGCACUCUGCCUCUCUGAACAAGACGAGAAGAAAAAGGCAUUUGUGCUGCUUGGUGAGCCACACUUCAGCACCAGCAUCCUACCAUGGCAUAACCUAAAAUUCUGGUACCAAAAAUGUUCACUGCAACACCUAAUGGGCCCUCCAGACUCUAUUGUAACCAUUCCUCAAGGCUUCUGUUUAAAAGGGGUGGCAGUUCACUUCAGGGACCUCUGGAAGAUUAGAGCUCCUAUUCAAGCCACACAAGGUUUCAACCUGCGUUCAUUUGACCGGCUGGUUCAGGAUGCCCAGUUCGUCGCUGAUGACCGUGUGGAGCCCCAACCACUGUGGGAGUACCCAUGCAUGGCCAUGACACAAGAGUUUACAAUUGUCAAGCUUGACAUUACAAAAGACCCUGAAUCAACAGGCAUGAUAUCAUGUACUGGAGAGGUGCUGUUUGAAAGGCAAGGUGACUGCAAUGGAGUUGCAUUGUGGGCAGAAUUCAUGCUUGACGACUCGAACACGGUCACAUCUGGUCCCACAAAAGCUAUUGUUCCAGGUGAACAAAUAAUUUGGGACCGUUUUGCCCGUCAGGGGGUGCAAUUUUUGAACGGCACCAAGUUGGACCCUAAAGCUCUCAAAUGGGAAUUUACGUUUGAUUUCUCAAGUGGCCUUACAACCUUUGGUUUCGAUGUGCAAUGACUUGACUUGUGUUUGGACCAGUUGACUGUUUCGUAACAGCCAAGAGUAUGCUGUGGAUUCCAACAUUGUGCCUGCAAAGGUGUGCAUUUUUUUUUUUUUUUAAGCAGCAAGUCAGCUUGUGUUGUGCUUUUAAUUUGGACCAGUUGACUGAUGUCAGCUCUUUCGUCUGUAAGUUAUUUCCAAUAAAAAGUGAAAUGUG